UACGGAAAUACCUAUAAACAUAAAUAGCACUUUAAACUCUUACAACGUCCACUCACCCUUGGACCUCCAAUUAUACCUCAAAAAUCCUGAUAACAACCUCCGAUCCCCCCAUUUAAAACCGUCCACACGACAUACCACCCACCAUGUCCACCAUGCGCAACGCCGUCCACCGGCGCAACCACCAAGAGCGUGCCCAACCGCAAGAACGUGCGAAAUGGGGCCUCCUCGAGAAACACAAAGACUACACCCUCCGCGCCAAAGCCUUCGCCGCCAAAAAAACCCACCUCCGCCACCUCCGUGCCAAAGCCAGCGAGCGCAACCCCGACGAAUUCGCCUUCUCUAUGGUCAACGCGCACACGCACAAGGGCGUCAAAAUCGCAGAUCGCAAAUCGGGGGAGUCGCUGAGCCAGGACGUGGUGCGGUUGCUGAAGACACAGGACGCGGGGUAUCUGCGGGUGAUGUUGGGGAAAGUAAGGCGGGAGCGGGAACGGUUAGAGGGGGGUAGUAUAGUAUUGGGGAAGGAGGGGGCUCGGGUGGUGGGUGGGGAAGGGAAGGGGGGGAAGCAUACGGCGUUUGUGGAGGGGAGCGGGGAGCAGGAGGGGUUGGAUGUGGGGGAGUGGUUUGGGGUGGAGGAGGAGAAAGAAGCCGACGCCGAAGAUGGUGUAGAGCAGCAGCUUGACGACGAUGCCUCCGACGCCUCCGAAAAUGACCCCCUCCCCCCCUCCCCCUCCCUUCCCUCCCGCACCGCCGCCCUCGCCGCCGCCACAUCCCUCAAAUCCGCGCAGCGCGACCGCAAGAAGCGGUUCCACGCGCAGCAGGUGCUGGAGGCGCGGGUGCGCGGGCUGCGGGCGCGGGAGCGGGAGCUGGCGGCGGCGGAGCGGGAGGUGGGUAUGCAGCGGGCGCGGAUGGGGAAUGCGGUGGGCGGGGUGAAUCGGGAUGGGGUGAAAUGGAAGGUGAGGGAGAGGAAGAGGUAG
Messenger RNA from Eremomyces bilateralis CBS 781.70, 974 nucleotides. Its product is annotated as U3 small nucleolar RNA-associated protein 11. Gene Ontology annotation, biological process: rRNA processing. The record is from RefSeq and is a predicted model, not a curated record. The transcript has 3 exons. Lineage: Eukaryota; Fungi; Ascomycota; Dothideomycetes; Eremomycetales; Eremomycetaceae. Gene Ontology annotation, cellular component: nucleolus; small-subunit processome. Bases 144 to 974 code for a protein of 276 amino acids.